Telopea speciosissima is the source of this 655-nucleotide messenger RNA. Its product is annotated as bidirectional sugar transporter SWEET17-like. Bases 1 to 612 code for a protein of 203 amino acids. Gene Ontology annotation, cellular component: membrane. Gene Ontology annotation, molecular function: sugar transmembrane transporter activity. The transcript is spliced from 5 exons. The record is from RefSeq and is a predicted model, not a curated record. Lineage: Eukaryota; Viridiplantae; Streptophyta; Magnoliopsida; Proteales; Proteaceae. Gene Ontology annotation, biological process: carbohydrate transport.
AUGGAAAGCCUAAGUUUCUAUAUUGGAGUAGUAGGCAACAUCAUUUCUGUUCUGGUCUUCCUUUCUCCCAUAGGGACUUUUGUAAGAAUAGUAAAGAACAGAUCUACAGAGGAGUUUGAAAGCAUUCCUUAUAUCUGCACUUUGCUCAGCUCUGGUCUUUGGACUUACUAUGGAAUCAUCAGACCUGGUAGUUAUCUUGUUGCCACUGUCAAUGGUUUUGGUGUUCUUGUGGAAGCCAUUUAUGUUGUCUUAUUCCUUAUAUUUGCACCUGCAAAGAUGAAGGCGAAGACGGCAAUUCUUCUUGUGGUAUUGGAUGGGGGAUUUCUGGCAGCAAAGGUUCUGGGUACUCGAUUGGCACUGGAAGGAGAUACGAGGAUUGAUGUACUAGGAUUUGUAUGUGCAGGUCUAAAUAUAAUCAUGUAUGGAUCACCUCUGAUAGCCAUGAAAACAGUGGUGACGAUGAAGAGUGUGGAGUAUAUGCCUUUCUUUCUAUCAUUCUUCCUAUUCUUGAAUGGAGGGAUUUGGGCCUUCUAUGCACUUCUUGUUGGAGACUAUUUUCUUGGAGUAAAUUACAGAUGGGUUCGCUGUUGGAACCAAGAUCCAUGUCUUUGAUGCCGUUUCUAUGUUUAAUCUUGCUCUGCUUGAUGUCUUUCCC